Messenger RNA from Oldenlandia corymbosa var. corymbosa, 3411 nucleotides. The record is from the annotation of a GenBank genome assembly. NCBI's taxonomy places the organism in Eukaryota, Viridiplantae, Streptophyta, Magnoliopsida, Gentianales, Rubiaceae.
AUGCAUUUCCCUAAGCUUGAUGACUCUCCUAUGUUCCGUAAACAGAUACAAUCAUCGGAGGAAAGUGCUGAAUCCUUGAGAGAGAGAUGUUUGAAAUUUUACAAGGGAUGUCGAAAAUACACUGAAGGACUUGGAGAGGGAUAUGAUGGGGACAUUGCUUUCGCCAGUGCACUGGAAACUUUUGGUGGGGGGCAUAAUGAUCCGAUCAGUGUUGCCUUUGGGGGCCCUGUCAUGACGAAAUUCACCAUUGCGUUGAGGGAGAUUGGUACUUACAAGGAAGUCCUUAGGUCUCAGGUUGAGCACAUGCUGAAUGAUCGAUUGCUGCAAUUUGUUAAUAUUGAUUUGCUUGACGUCAAGGAAGCACGUAAGAGGUUUGACAAGGCUAGCCUUCUUUAUGAUCAGGCUCGGGAUAAGUAUCUGUCUCUGAGGAGAGGCACGAAGAAUGAUGUGGCCGCCGCAUUGGAGGAGGAGCUUUAUACUGCAAGGAACACUUUUGAGCAGGCUCGUUUUAAUUUGGUAACCGCUCUUUCUAAUAUUGAAGCCAAGAAGAGGUUUGAAUUUCUGGAAGCAGUGAGUGGUACUAUGGAUGCCCACCUUCGCUAUUUCAAACAAGGCUACGAACUAUUGCAUCAGAUGGAGCCUUAUAUUAAUCAGGUGUUAACAUAUGCACAACAGUCAAGAGAACGGUCAAACUAUGAGCAGGCAGCCCUUAAUGAAAGGAUGCAAGAGUAUAAACGACAAAUUGAUCGUGAGAGUAGGUGGUCUGCAAAUGGUUCUAAUGGCUCUCCAAAUGGAGAUGGUAUACAAGCGAUCGGUAGAAGUUCCCACAAAAUGAUUGAGGCAGUAAUGCAAUCUGCAUCAAGGGGAAAGGUUCAAACCAUAAGACAAGGGUAUCUAUCAAAACGGUCGUCAAACCUUAGAGGUGACUGGAAAAGAAGGUUCUUUGUUCUUGAUAGUCGGGGAAUGUUAUAUUAUUAUCGCAAACAAACUAGCAAGCCAUCUGGGUCGGGAAGUCAACUUUCUGGUCAGAGGAAUAGUUCGGAAUUGGGUUCUGGAUUGCUAAGUCGAUGGCUCUCUUCUCAUCAUCAUCAUCAUCAUGGAGGAGUACAUGAUGAAAAAUCUGUUGCUCAUCACACUGUUAACUUGUUGACUUCUACAAUAAAAGUUGAUGCUGACCAAUCAGACCUGAGAUUUUGCUUUAGAAUAAUUUCACCCACAAAAAACUAUACCUUGCAGGCUGAAAGUGCCCUGGAUCAGAUGGAUUGGAUUGAGAAAAUAACCGGAGUGAUUGCUUCCUUGCUGAGUUCUCAGGCUCCAGAGAGGUGUCUAACUGCUAGCCCUAUGGGAAGUGGGCAUCAUCGAUCCGCUAGCGAAAGUAGUUCUUUUGAGAGUUCUGAUUUUGAUCACACAGCAGUUGAUGACUAUGCGUCCGAGAGGCUUGCCUCGGUCCAUCUCGAAAGGCCAUUUAGAAACUCACAGCAAUUUCGAUCAUGUGUUAGAAGUGAGAAGCCAAUUGAUGUUUUGCAUAAAGUUUCUGGGAAUGAUAAAUGUGCUGAUUGUGGUGCCGUUGAACCAGACUGGGCAUCAUUAAAUUUGGGUGUUCUUGUCUGUAUUGAGUGCUCUGGCGUUCAUCGUAACCUCGGUGUGCACAUAUCAAAGGUUAGAUCGUUGACCCUUGAUGUGAAAGUGUGGGAGCCAUCUGUUUUGACCAUGUUUCAGUCUUUGGGCAAUAACUUUGCAAAUUCUAUUUGGGAGGAGUUGUUGCAGUAUCGGAGCAGCUUCCAAAGUGAUUUUGGUUCCGCAGGGUCAACCAAGUCCGAAAGACCUCAACUGAUAUACAUAAGCAAGCCAAGUCCUGCCGAUUCCAUUGCAACAAAGGAAAAGUUUAUCCAUGCAAAGUAUGCAGAUAAAGUUUUUGUGCGAAGGCUUCGGGAUAUGCGUCUAGUUGCUCAACAGAUAUGGGAGGCAGUACGCGCAAAUGAUAAGAAAGCUGUAUACCAUCUCAUUGUCUGCUCUGAAGUUGAUGUAAAUGCUAUUCAUGAGGAAUACACCAGCAAUUCUUCUUUGACCCUUGCCAAAGCGAUGCUUUUGCCAGAGCAGACUAAUCUUGAUCAUAGCUCUAGUUACUCGGAGGCCUGCCAAGAGUUGUGCACUAGUUCUAAUGCUAAAACAUCGACAAGUGAAAGCCAGUCAGGCGAAUAUCUCAAUGGUAUCAGCUUGCUCCACCUUGCGUGUGAAACUGCGGAUAUUGGGAUGUUGGAGCUUCUUCUACAAUAUGGUGCAAACAUAAAUGCCUCUGACUCAAGAGGUGAGACUGCCCUUCAUCGUUGUAUAGUGAGAGGCAAAACAGCGUUUGUGAAGCUGCUCCUUUCCAGGGGAGCUGAUCCACAUGUUCUGAAUGGGGAAGGUAAAUCACCAUUGGAGCUUGCCGUGGAAUCAAAUUUUGAUGAUCAAGACAUCCUUGCUAUGUUGUCAGACUCGAAUCCGACUCCGAUUCUCAAAGGCCCUGUGGUUUUUUCACCAAAAAUUCCUCCAAAUACACUUCAAUUAGCUCUUUCCAGUGAAACCCAGCUUCUAGGUUCAAGCCCAAAUGGAAAUUACUUCAAGGCUGUUCUUGAUAAUGGCCUUACUGUAGCCAUCAAGAGGCUGGAGCCUUUUGAGCCUAGCUCACCUGAAAUUCAGAGCAAAUCCUUGAAGAGAAAAGUACAGCAAGAACUUGAAAUGCUUGCUGGAUUAAAACACAGGAACUUGAUGAGUUUAAGGGCUUACAUUAGGGAACUUGAUAGGCUCUGUCUGGUUUAUGAUUAUGUGCCCAAUGGAAGCCUUGAAGAUGCAAUGAGAAAAGUGAGGGAUAAUCAGCUGCAACUUAGCUGGGAAAUUCGACUUAAGAUUGCUGUUGGGAUUGUCACUGGGCUACAUUAUCUUCAUUUCUCUUGCAGUAAUAGAGUGUUGCACUACAACUUGAAGCCUGCUAAUGUAUUGUUGGAUGCUGAAUUUGAGCCUAGGUUGGCUGAUUGUGGCUUGGCAAAACUCAUCCCUAGUUUUAAUUGGGCGUCGUCCUUGGGCUACAGUGCUCCUGAGUCUUUCCAGAAUUGCAGGUACACUGAUAAGAGUGACAUCUUCAGUUUUGGAGUCAUCUUGGCUGUUCUAUUGACUGGGAAGGAUCCGUUGGACAGUUUCUUUGGGGAAGCUCCUAAUGGAGGAAGUUUGGGACAAUGGCUUCGGCAUCUGCAGCAGGCAGGAGAGGCUCGAAAGGCACUGGACCAAAGUAUUCUCAAUGGGCAAGAAGUUGAGGAAGAUGAAAUGCUGAUGGCUGUUAGAGUUGCUGUUGCAUGCCUCUCUGACUUGCCUGCAGAGCGACCCUCAAGCGACGAACUUGUCUCUAUGCUCACUCAACUGAAUAGUUUCUGA